Messenger RNA from Acanthoscelides obtectus, 318 nucleotides. Lineage: Eukaryota; Metazoa; Arthropoda; Insecta; Coleoptera; Chrysomelidae. The record is from the annotation of a GenBank genome assembly.
AGGGUUCUGACCUUCUGCUACCUCUCAGCCUUCAAUUGGUGGCUGUUGGUAUGCCCGGCCAUGUUGUCCCACGACUGGCAAAUGGGAUCAAUACCCCUGAUAACCUCGAUAAGUGAUAGUAGGAACUUAGUUACCUGUUUCUUCUUCGGCUUUGCAUUCCUCUUGGCCGCAAGAGCGCUUGCUGACUUUGAGAGCCAGAGGCAGCCGCAGGUUGUGUUAGGACUGUUGUUUCUAGUGAUACCCUUCCUCCCUGCCACAAAUUUGAUGGUGACUGUGGGAUUUGUUGUAGCUGAACGUGUUUUGUAUAUACCUAGGUAA